AAAGGGCGUGACGAACGGACCACGUUCAGCACCUUCCAUCGGACUUAAGAGGCCGAACGUUGUAUCAGAUCAUAAGGUUCAACAUCGCAAUUCAAUUCGCCGAAUGCGAUUGCCGAUUUUAAUAGAGACACAGUAUCCCACAACAAUUCCGUGAAAUUCUAGAGUUCUUCUUGUUUUUAUACAAUUACAUGUUCUCUAAACUCAUUCGUCAUGGGAAGGAAGCGCAAGAGCGGAGAGGAGCAGCCCGAAGCCACCCCCACCUCGUCUUCCAAACAGCCAAAACAGCCAAAAGCAAGUAAGGAAGAAGAGAAGGAGGGAAAUGCCCCUCAAUCGCAAAGUAGCAAACAACCCGACAACUUUGAACUAUAUCCGGCCUCCAAAGUUUAUCGUCUGAUAGAACCUGGUCCCGUAUUGCUGGUAUCGACAGGGUCGCUGGCCGAUUCAACACACAAUGUCAUGACAAUAGGUUUCCAUAUGGUCAUGCAACACGAGUCGCCGCCUCUGAUCGGAAUCAGCCUGGGGCCAUGGGACGCUUCCUUCGCAACCCUCAAAAAGCAGCGCGAAUGUGUGCUAGCCGUACCAUCUGUUGAGAUGGCCGACGUGGUCAUUGAUAUAGGUAAUUGUUCUGCGGACGACAACGAGGUCGAGGAGGCUGGCGGCAAGUGGCAACGCUUCGGACUAGAAGCGCUUCCAGCCACGAAAGUUAAGGCGCCUCUGGUCGGUGGUGCUGACGUCAUCGCGAAUAUCGAAUGUGUCGUCGAGGAUACGAGGAUGGUCAGCAAGUACUCUAUGUGGGUUUUAAAACCGGUCAAGGCCUGGAUCAACCCGAAUAAGAAGCCCGGAGAGGGCGGAAAGAUGUUUCAUCAUCGCGGUAACGGAACAUUCGUCGUCGAUGGAGAAAUUCUAGAUUUGAAGGACAGGAUGGUCAAAUGGCAGGAAUACCAAGAUUGAAUCGCCGUUUUAUGAUUGUGCCUAACGGCUUUAUAGUACCGACUACCUAGAUUCGUAACGACGAUCGGCAUUUUAUUUUAAAAGUUUACUGGACAUCCUGCUUCUUCUCUUCUAGUUCGCUUUCGCCUGUACUAGUAGCUACUUCUGUCGCCACUUCGGUCGUCUUUCCGGACUGGUCAUUCUCGCCCUCUUCUUUCGGUUCCUCUUUCGGAUGGUUCCCCUGCGUACCUAAUCGAAUAAAAG
Messenger RNA from Annulohypoxylon maeteangense, 1194 nucleotides. RefSeq lists its product as uncharacterized. Gene Ontology annotation, molecular function: FMN binding. The transcript has a single exon. The coding region runs from base 211 to 951 and encodes 246 amino acids. The record is from RefSeq and is a predicted model, not a curated record. NCBI's taxonomy places the organism in Eukaryota, Fungi, Ascomycota, Sordariomycetes, Xylariales, Hypoxylaceae.